Soboliphyme baturini is the source of this 410-nucleotide messenger RNA. Lineage: Eukaryota; Metazoa; Nematoda; Enoplea; Dioctophymatida; Soboliphymatidae. The record is from the annotation of a GenBank genome assembly.
AUGAUUGACGUAUUGAUUCUUAGGAUCCCGAGUUUCGUUUUACUGCUUAUGCUAGUGAUACAAAAGGUAGUGUGUCUUCUCGCAUUUCGUGCAGUGUGCAGCAUGGCUUGGAUAUCGCACGGCGUCAACAACACGGACAUGGUCCAGGCACUGAAACGAAACGGUAUCAUUACGUCGGAUCGAGUCGAAAACGCUAUGCUGGCCGUCGAUCGAGGAAACUAUUCGCUGAGGAACCCGUACUACGAUUCGCCACAGGGUAUCGGUUAUGGUGCGACCAUAAGCGCUCCUCAUAUGGUAAUAGUCUUUGCAACUUUGCAUUACACCCCACCUGGUUCCGUUGGCAAUGUUCUGACAGUUGAACUCAAAAAUGACUGUACUCAUAAAAUGGAGCCGUUUGCUCAUUGUUGACA